UGUUAGUUAAAAUAAUAAAGAACCGGAAAAAACGUAUCAAGCCCUCAUAUUAACAGACCUGGCUGGACUUCUGGCAUGAGAGAGAAAAUUAUUUCAAAAAAAUUCCCGUUUUAUUUUUUUGUCUAAUAACACAAUAUCAUACAAUUUAUGGCACACUUCAACAAAGUUCAAUGAUAUUAUUUUUAACAAUUUUGUAAAAAGAAGACAGUGGGCGAAAAAGGUGUGAAAUAUUUGCCAAAAACUAAUGUGAACACAACAGUAGCAGUCUCAGUAGUACUAGUGUUAUUAGUUGCAACAAUUGAAGCGUAACGUUAAGAAUAGCAACGGGUCCCGACAGACAAACAGACAAAUCUAUUAAAUAGUAUAACAACAAUGACUACAAAAGAAUUAACUAUGGAGAAAUCAGUUCUAACAGAUAAAAAUAAUACUGCUGUAUAUCAACAGACCACAAAACCAAAAAAGAAACGGAGAGAUAAAAGUGAUUUGGGUCCAGAUUUUGUGGCACCCGAUGGCGGUUGGGGUUGGGUGGUAUGUUUAGCCGCCGGUUUCAGUAAUUUCUCCUUAUUUCCCGCCCUGCAACAAUAUGGUCUCAUUUAUCGAGAUCGCAUGAAAAAUUUGGGUUUUGAUGCCAAACAAACCACCACUAUAGUUAAUGUUGUGAUGGCCAUUUCCUCUUUAACGGGCUUGGUAAAUGGUGCCAUGUUUAGAAGGUUUACUUUUAGACAAGUGGCUUUAGUGGGCAGUCUUUUGGGUUUUGUGGGUAUUUUCCUGUCAGCAUUUUGUGUACAAUUUUGGCAAUAUGUGGUGUGUUUUUCCAGUAUUUAUGGCAUAGGUUUGGGUCUGUGCAUGGCAGCUAGUGCUUUGGCCGUAAAUACCUAUUUCAAAAAUAGCCGUCGUAAGGCUACUGGUUUCUCUUGGACUAUAACCGGUUUGGGUCCCAUUAUAUUCCCUUACUUUUCCACCGUUUUAAUGUACAACUAUGGUGCCCAAGGCUCCAUUUUGGUUUACUCUGCCAUAGCUCUUAAUGCUUUCCUGUGUGCCUUAACUUAUCAGCCUGUUUUACGUCAUGUAAAAAAACCUGAAAAAGAAAAGUUGGCCGAAACUAAUGGCAAUACCUUACCCAAUACCGCUAAUGCCAAUGACAAAGAACAAGCCGAGUUUGAGUGCAAAUAUUGCCAGUAUCAACGCAAGGGAAAACGUAGCAUUUUCUCUUCACAAUAUCUCUUCAAUGAAGAUGAUCCUGAAAGACCUGGCUAUGAAAUUACUGAACCGGCCACACCCAUGUUGGCUAGAGCUAAUGAUGGUUGGUAUGGCUCUAAAAUGUCUUUGGCCUCGGAAAAAGUGCCUCGCUAUAGACCCUCAAAAGUAUUAAAACGCCAAUUGUCCAGACGUGAUGGUGGCGAGGCGGGACAUGAGGAAACUCCAGAAGAGGCUUCUUUAUAUAAACCCAAUUAUUUCAAUCGUGAAAGAGAAGAUGAAGAUCGUUAUGCUAGUAAAACGAGCAUCUAUUCUAAACCCGGUUUUGAUGAAUUCCGCUGUACUUGUGCCGAGGAAAAGGCUUUACUGCAGAAACUAACCGAGGAAGAGAAAAAGCUGGAGGCAGCCAAACUACAAGCGGCCAUAGAAGAAGAUGAACGCAUAAAAAGUAAAAUGACUAUAGGUCAAAAAAUAGUGAAAUUUUUCGAUUUAGAUUUAUUAAAAGAUUUCACCUUUGUCAAUCUGGCCAUGGGCAUGACUAUAAUGAUGUUUGGUGAAAUGAAUUUUUCGGUCUUGACACCCUUUAUCUUAAACAGUUUUGGUUAUUCAGAUGGUCAGAUAUCUCUGGCCAUGUCUCUGUUGGGAGGCAUGGAUAUAACCGUACGUUUUUUGGCUCCUUUUGCUUUGGAAAAAGUAAAAUUGGAUAAUCGUGUUUUAUUUGCCUUUGGCAUUAUAGCCAUUUCUAUAGGUCGUGUUAUAGUAACCAUAACCGAUUCCUAUAAUGUAGUUAUGGCGGUAUUUGUUUUGAUCGGUUUCGGUAAAGGUUUUCGUACGAUUUUCUCACCUUUAAUUAUACCCAGUUAUGUGCCAUUAAAUCGUUUACCAGCCGCCUCCGGUUUACAGCUGAUAUUUAAUUCAAUAUUUUCUUUUGCCUUUGGUCCCAUUUUGGGCAUAAUCACCGAUGUCUAUAGUUAUAGAGUAACUAUACAUUUUAUUAAUGGUCUUACUAGUAUGGCUCUAUUGUUUUGGCUGAGUGAGUCUAUGAUUCGUAAAUGGUUAAAGAAAAGAUCCCAGGGAGCUCAAGUUUAAUUCAAGGCGCAUAAAGAGUUUAGUGUUAAACCUCAAAUAAAGCUUUAAAAGCUGUUACUUACAAAAAUAGAAAACCUGUCUACUUAAAUGUGCUACAAAAUUAUAUUAAGAAGAAAUAUAUAUUUAGACCCUAGAGUCUUCCUUUAUUUAUUGUAAUAUAUAUACAUAUAUAUAAAAUAAGAUUUAGAGAAUUCAGUUAAAAGGCAAUUGUGGUUAAAUGUUGUUUUACAUAUAAAUUAAGUGCAAUAUUUAAAACAAAUCUUUUAACCUUUCUAUACCCGCUUGGGUUCUGUGGGCCCGAAUUUUAACCAAUUAAUUUUUUGAAUUAGUUUUUAUAAGUUAAUUUAUAUAGUUUUCAUUAAACUUUGUAUAGUAUAGCUAGUGCAAUAGUCUUACUCUUUUUGCCAUGGGUAUAGAAAGGUUAAGAAAAACUAUUUGAUUUGAACGGAACACUCCCACUUUUCGUAGUGGAUACAAAAAACCUAAAGGCCUUUUACGUUACAAUUUAUCAAGGGUUUAUAAGAUAUAUUUAUACCCUACAUCACUUUAGUGGGGAGGGUAUAUUGGGUUUGUGCUGAUAUUUGUAAUGCACAAUAAUAUUGGUCCUAUACCCACCUUUAAGUAUACCAAUCGGCUUAUAAUCAUUUUCCGAGCCGAUUUAGCUAUGUCCGUCCGUCUUGUAAUUAAACUACAGGUCGCAUUUUUGAAGAUAAUUCAAUGAAAUUUGGUACAUGCUAUUCUAUUGUCUCAGUGACGAAGCCCAUUGAAAAUGGUUAUGAUCGGUCCAUUAUUUCACCUAACCCCCAUACAACUGAACCCCCGUAAAGGGCUUGUAAAGGUCUUGUAAUCAAAGUACAGGUCGCAAUUUUGAAGAUAAUUCAAUGAAAUUGAUUGCACAUGAUCUUCUAUUGUACUAGAGACGAAUCCUAUUGAAAAUGGGUAACAUCGGUCCAACAUUUGACCUAGGCCCCAUACAACUGAAUCCCCCCGAUUAGGGCUUUUAAGUUCAUAAUUAUGUUCAAUAUACUCGUAUCUCGACAAAAAGCUGCAAAACCAAGUUCUAGUACUACCCUUCAUAACCCUAAUGAAUUUUUUGACCCUAGCCCCUAUACAAAGCCCUCUUCAAAAUAUGACUGAGACAAGAUACAAUUCAACUUAAAUGAUUUAUUAUGAACACUAUAUCAAAAAAUUUUUUAACUAAUGUAGGGUAUUAUAUGGCCGGCUUCGCCCGACUAUAACUUCUUACUUGUUUUAUUUAAAUUUAAUCUAUUAAUCUUUGAUAAAUUGUUAUGAAUAAGAAUGGGUUAAGUCCCAUUUGGCUUAAUAUUAGACUCCGUGCGGGUUCGUAGUGGAAAAUACCGUGACAACUUUUAUAACAAAUAUUUUUACUUAUUAAAGCUCUCACUUAAGCAAAGUUCAAUUAUUAAGUUACUCAGAAAUUUCAAUAAACUGCAGUUAACACAUUUUGCCUUUUAACUAUAUUUGUAUUAAAAAUUUUUAAAUACGUGCAGUUUAACUAAUAUUACUAAAUAUGAGACUUACUUAAAUAGCUAGUUAGUACUAAAAAUAACAACAACAAAUUGUAUAAUAAAAUUUUAAAUAUAUUUUUAUAAAUAAAUGCUUUUUAGAGCAAUAUAUUUUUAUAUUUAUAUAGCAUAUUAUUUAAUAAUAAUAAACAAAAAAACUACAAAAAAAUUUCUAUAGUUUAUAAGUUUGUUAAAUUUAAGAUAAAAUUAUACACCGACAUGAAUAUAUUUUGUAAAAAAAAAAACAAAUUAUUUUAAUGAAUAAAACAAAAAUAAAAAAA
Lucilia sericata (common green bottle fly) is the source of this 4093-nucleotide messenger RNA. RefSeq lists its product as uncharacterized. Bases 373 to 2286 code for a protein of 637 amino acids. Gene Ontology annotation, biological process: monocarboxylic acid transport; transmembrane transport. The record is from RefSeq and is a predicted model, not a curated record. The transcript is spliced from 4 exons. NCBI's taxonomy places the organism in Eukaryota, Metazoa, Arthropoda, Insecta, Diptera, Calliphoridae. Gene Ontology annotation, molecular function: monocarboxylic acid transmembrane transporter activity.